CCGCUCGAACCGUCCAUAGCCAAACACAUGGCGAGAUCACAGUAGAAGGCACAGCCGAAACACCCAAAGGCGAAAGAGAUCAGUUUUUGUGCUGAUACAUUUCCGUGAAUGUGCUAAAAAGCGAUUGAAUCUCGAUAGACAGCUGAACUGGGAGCUUGAUGUUGUUUUAGGGCUUAUGGUUUAGAGAAUUAGAUGCAGUUUUAAUGCUAUAUUUCAUUUGGGGAAAGUGACCCUGAGAAAGUUUGAUGCUCUAUUGAUUCGAUUUAUGUGGUGAUUGUGUUAUGUAUAGAGCCAAAGUGCGUUGGGAUUUGCUAAGCUUGUGGUUGUUUAUCUAGUUGGGAGAAUAUGGGGAGUAAUUUAAAUUUCAAGAACUUCGGAGCUGACCUGCCGGCGGAGAUGGGCGGCAACGGAAGGCCGCCGGGUAAUUUCCCAUUGGCACGGCAGUCCUCGAUCUAUUCACUGACUUUUGAUGAGUUCCAAAGCACUGUAGGAGGGGGGAUUGGGAAGGAUUUGGGGUCAAUGAACAUGGAUGAGUUGCUAAAAAACAUAUGGAGUGCCGAGGAAAAUCAAAAUGUUGGGUCGACUAGCUGUAGCCACGAGGGGAUGGGGAAUUUGCAGAGGCAGGGCUCGCUAACUCUUCCUCGGACGCUAAGUCAGAAGACAGUUGACGAAGUUUGGAACGAUAUGUCGAAGGAAUUUGAUGCAGGAAAGGAUAUGAGUAGCACCAUUGCCGGGAUGAGCAUGCCUCAGAAGCAGAAGACGCUGGGGGAGAUCACCCUCGAGGAGUUUCUUGCAAGAGCUGGUGUGGUUAGAGAAGAUACUCAAAUGCCUGCUAAGCUGAACAACGAUUGUUUUAACAGUGAUUUUUCGUGUGAUGCGAAUGGUACGUGGUUGGGAUUCACCGGAUAUCAGCAGCACCCGGCCGGAGCAUCUGCAGGGUUAAUGAUGGGUGGGACGAUUGCCGAAAGAAGUGAUCAGAGAGCUAAACAGUCUGCUACUUUACCAUUAAACGUAAAUGGGGCAAGAUCUUCGAGGCAGCCGCAGUUGGUCCAGCCGGCGCAGCCACAAAUCCUUCCUAAACAAUCGACAUUGGCUUUUGGAGCCCCUCCCAUGGAGAUUCCGAGCAGUGGCCAGUUGGGGAGUCCGGGGAUUCGGUGCAGCACUGUCAGGGUUUCCGAUCCUGCAAUAAAGAAACCGAUGGUACAAAAUGCGAGCGCUGCUGUUGGAGGGACGGUUGGUUUAGGUGUUAACGGCGUUCAUGCUACAACGGGAUCUCCAGCAGCUUCGUCGGAUGGGCUUACGAGCAAUGGCGAUAUGUCUUCAGUCUCACCGGUCCCGUUUGCGUUUAAUGGUGGUGGUGCACGGGGCAGGAGAAGUGCAGCUUUGGAGAAAGUUGUCGAGAGAAGGCAAAGGAGGAUGAUCAAGAACAGAGAAUCGGCUGCAAGAUCUCGCGCGCGUAAGCAGGCAUACACGAUGGAGCUCGAAGCCGAGGUUGCAAAGCUGAAGGAGGAAAACGAGAUGUUGAUGAAGAAACAGGCUGAAAUUAUGGAAAUGCAAAAAAAUCAGGCUUUGGAGACGAUGAACCAGCAAAAUGGGAAUAAGAGAAGAUGCUUGAGGAGAACACAGACAGGGCCAUGGUAGUAACCUUUACUGAAAUGCAGCUUUAGGACUGACUGUAAAUAACGAAGUCUUGUGCUGUAGUAGACCUAAUAGUAUCUUAAGAUCGUAGGUAGAAUUCAUGGAUGUUUAAAUUAGGUAUUUCUGUUUUGUCCGUUGGCAGGGUUCAGUUCAAUCGUCUGUAUCAGUGACUGGCUGACUGUUGUAUUAAUUAAUGUUUUUUCUUUGGUCCCUUUUGGGCUAAAUGGGUAUAUGCCCAAUAUACUGUGGGCCUAGUAAUAAAUUGGGCCAGGCCUAUUACUAAAACGGCCCAAUUGCUUUUAA
Messenger RNA from Andrographis paniculata, 1941 nucleotides. Its product is annotated as bZIP transcription factor 23-like. Lineage: Eukaryota; Viridiplantae; Streptophyta; Magnoliopsida; Lamiales; Acanthaceae. The transcript is spliced from 5 exons. Gene Ontology annotation, molecular function: DNA-binding transcription factor activity. Gene Ontology annotation, biological process: positive regulation of DNA-templated transcription. The coding region runs from base 346 to 1641 and encodes 431 amino acids. The record is from RefSeq and is a predicted model, not a curated record. Gene Ontology annotation, cellular component: nucleus.